Messenger RNA from Centruroides sculpturatus (bark scorpion), 3880 nucleotides. RefSeq lists its product as uncharacterized. Gene Ontology annotation, biological process: mesoderm morphogenesis. Bases 3046 to 3618 code for a protein of 190 amino acids. Lineage: Eukaryota; Metazoa; Arthropoda; Arachnida; Scorpiones; Buthidae. The transcript has 6 exons. Gene Ontology annotation, molecular function: growth factor activity; heparin binding. The record is from RefSeq and is a predicted model, not a curated record. Gene Ontology annotation, cellular component: extracellular region.
AAAGGCAAUUCGAGCCGUAACGCGGUAACAAUCCGUAAACACCGAAGAAACGCCAGCCACACUUCGAGAACGGUAACGGGAUCGACCGACGCGCUUCCUAGCGAAUAUUCCGUGAACUAAUGAUUCUCGAGUACAAGUGCCGUUCAAUCCUGUUUCCGAAACUCGUUAAAUCAGGGUGGUUAAUUAAUUGCCGACAUAAUAAACGUAACGGCAUAAAUUUACCAUUUAGACGAGUGACGCGAUGGUGAGUACGAAAACCGUGCUCGCGUGUUGCAUUUCGACCACGGAUACGAGUAACGGAAACGUUAAUCAAGUGACAGCUGUUACCGAGUCAACUGCACGGGUCGUCCGUCCGUCGAGUGUGUCAACAACGUAACACGUUAUUGGCUCGCUCGACUUCCCGUCACCUAGAUGCACUUCGAGUAUGCAAAAUAUUUUAAUUUAGUAACGCAUUCAACUGUAAAGAAUACGUCGAGGGUAACGACGGGGAGUGACGAAAUUCCUUUGAUAUCUGCGGUUUCGGGGAUGGCGAUUUAUCUCUUCCGGUUUUAUCUUAAAACGUUUCUAACGUCACUCCCCGGGGCACGGAGGGAACUCCGAAGAAAUGUCGGGGGCCUCACCAAAGAAUGGCGUAAUUCGUUAAAUACUUGAACCGUCGCCUAAAUACGAUCACCUCCGUAUUGUAACGUAACGCUACGGCUUAACCAAUAAAAUUUUCCAUCUGUGAUUUGUAGAUGUCACCUUAGCGUUACACUUACACGCCACACUAAAAAGCGUGUUCCCGUUUGGAGUACAGUACAUACCAGAAUUUGUAUAGAGAACCUUUCCUUUCAUUAAAUACACAAGAUUGACUUCGGUAUACGCGUGUUAAUCCUACUUCUGUUGCUUACCUAUGCCCCAAAAAGAACGUCGAGGACAGCACAGUACAGUAUAAUUAAUACCAUGCGAUAGAUUGUGAUGUGUCUGGAGGGCGAUCGAUGUCGACACAAGGUUAACUGUAUAUUAACAAUCGUCGUGUUUGUUACUGUUUACCGUCCUUUCUAAUCACUCGUAAAUUGUUUACAAGCGAUUUCUCGCGGCGUCGGGGUUUGUUUCGAUUAUCCGGUGGCAAGGGGGUGAAGUACGCAUUAAUAGAAUUAAAUUAUAAAAAGACAAUCAAACGAUCGAUAUAAACAAGCAAUUCUUUUAUAUCUCAUUAAGGGAAAGCAAUUAAUUAAAAUUGCCAAACAAAAAAAGGAGAGAGAUUUUUAUUUAAAUUAAAUAGAUUUAAAAAGCCUUAACACGCGAGAAUACCCUUUGUCGUUAAAAACCUGGUUUGGUCGAUUCGGUUUCGAUUUUAAUUCUUUUAAAUCUAUUUUUAAGAAUUAUUUUUAGUACUUUCGUGUUAACUCGAACGCCAUUUCUACUUUCGGGGUAUAGUUUAAUAGUGUUAUUUCCUGCGGGACCGGAUUGGCGCGUAAAAUAAACUACCUGCAGCUUGGGGACCUGGCAUCCUUGCAAGUGUCGUAACGGCCCCUUCUCUUCCAUCAAAUAACGUUAGGCGUCUCUGUGCUCGUAUUGGAAUCCUGAGCUUCACCCUCGCCACAAAUAAGAUACCCCAUUGUUACCAUACCCCUUAUAAUUGUAUCGGACACCCCUAAAACGUUCCUUUAUGACCGAGUGCUGUAUUAUAUUACACCACAGAACGAGCGGAUUUAGGAUGUGCCUCAGGGCGCGGCUGCACCCCUUCUGGAGGGUUUAAGACACCUAACGUCAUCUCAAUCCCGACAUGCAAUUCGAGAAACGUCGAGGUUGGAAUUGCUCUUCUAUAGACGGUGACUGCGAUUUUAUCGCUAUACGAGGGUUUCUAACAGUAAACCUUGCUGUUUGAUGCCUUUCAUUAAAUGGACACAACACCGAAUCGUUACUACUCGUGUCGAAGAUUUCUGAAAUUCUUCGUUGGUCGUCGUCAUAAAUGCACAGAAAUCGAAUUUUUUAAUAUUUUACGAAAACGAGACUACAUUUAGUCGCGGUUGAGUCUUGUCGGUUUCGGCGUACACGAGAAUGAUUCCUCUCUCUUUGCGAUAGUUGCGAGAAGUCGCGAUAUGCUUUGAUAGCGACUGCGAUAAAAUGACGGCGAUUAUCGCAAAUUGCGACGCGCAAAACUACCUUAAAAUAACCCCUUUCUCUUCUCGUUAACGGGGAAUUCGUUUUAAAAACGCGCAAUUUAUGCAAAAUUUUAAUCAAAAAAUUUAAUAACUUCCCUUCUUAACGUUUUUUGUGGCGUAAUUUCCCGACAACGUAUCGAAAUUCGGAAAUCUACUCUCCCUUACGAAAUUAUUAAAGAGAACAGUUGGCGAUUCUCUCACGUUCCUCCCUCCCGAAGAAGGGUCGUUUCAGUGAAAACGAACGAAGAGAACGGAUUAACGAGAACCAGGUGAAACGCGAUCAAUUUUGCACCCCCACGUGCCUCUAAAACAGAAAAACACUGCCCGUUUCUACAUACAAGCGAACGGGGGCAAAGCGCGUGGCACGCCGCCUCUUUCACCAAACCCGCUCUUCCGAGCGCGUGACAAAUAGGAAGUAGAAUGGGUAAAAGUCCGGAACUUCCGGUACGUCGGCGGGGAGUUUGUCAAAAACCCUCGCACCUUCUUCUAACGAGGGGGCAUUUAAAAGGUAGGUUCGUCCAAUGGGAGCGAGAGUUGUCUGUCUACCAAGGUGUUUAAUUAACUUUGGAAGGCGGCGAUUGGUCGAAGGGCGGAAGAGACGAGAAUGCGUCGCCGGGCGCGAAACGGGGGGUGGACGUCGCCGCCUACGUCAACGGAGAUUCGGAGGAAUCGAUUAGGGAAAACGAUUGGAGGAUUCUCCCCUCUCGUCUCCCCGUUCCAGCUUCAACCGGUUUUUGGGGAAGCCUGCCAUUGGUCGAGGACGACAUCCGUAAGGUGUGACGUCAGACGCUGCAGUAGACGGAGGUCGAGAAAGUGCGGCUGUGUCUAGCUCGGGGGCCCUUCACCAGCCAAACGGCGUCCGACCAGCACUUUUGCAAGAAAAGCCAAAGUAGGAACCAUGAAUGGCGUUUUGGCGUUUGUAUUGAUCGGCAUCGUGGCCGCGGGAGCCUAUCAACUGGGCGAGUCCGAAGACGAAGUGGUCUAUCGAGUGACAAGAGGAGCCAGAGGAGGAAAGAACAGAGGCGAGUGCAGGUAUAGAAAAGGACCCUGGGAAGAGUGCAAUCCCACCACCAACAUGCAAGAACGCACUCUUUCGCUGAAGAAGGGAGAAGCCACCUGCGAGAAGUCCAAAGUCAUCCAGAGAAAGUGCAAAAAAAUCUGCAGAUACGAGAACGGAGAGUGGAGCGAGUGCGACCCCCUGGCCAAGACCCGGAGUCGAGUGGACGCGCUGAAAGAGGGUAGCGAUUCCAGUUGCGUGGCGGAGAGGACGGUCACCAAGAAGUGCAAGAAAGCUUGUCGCUACGAGCGCCGCGCCGAGUGGAGCCCCUGCGACCAAGCGACGGGACAAAAGACCAAAGUGGUGCGCCUGCUGGGUGGCCAACCGGCCGAGUGCGAACCCACGAAGACCGUCACCAAGCAGUGUCAAGGUCGAAAGGGACAGUCAAACGACGACUACGACGACGAAGAGUGAGAGGCGCGACGGACCACCCCCUCCGCCGUUUCCAGUUUUUACUUCUGAUUGUGCGUCUUCCAUGUUUUCCCGUCUUGGACACCAAAAAAUAAAUAAAAAAUCGGCCGUUAACGAGUAAAACGAAGAAGUCGUUCGUCUCGUCGUCUGUCCGUAGAAUAACCGUCGAAGCGGAAAGGAUCCACAAAUCGAGAAUCGUCACCUCGGUAGCUAGUCUGAUAGGAGAAAUAGGACAACUGUCGUAACGCAUGUUCGUCACGUGACU